Oenanthe melanoleuca is the source of this 4831-nucleotide messenger RNA. It is a transcript of the gene TBK1, whose product is annotated as TANK binding kinase 1. Gene Ontology annotation, biological process: peptidyl-serine phosphorylation. Gene Ontology annotation, molecular function: protein serine/threonine kinase activity; ATP binding. The record is from RefSeq and is a predicted model, not a curated record. Bases 113 to 2389 code for a protein of 758 amino acids. Gene Ontology annotation, cellular component: cytoplasm. Lineage: Eukaryota; Metazoa; Chordata; Aves; Passeriformes; Muscicapidae. The transcript is spliced from 20 exons.
GCCCGCUCCGCCUCCCGCCGCCGCAGGAAGCCGGAAGCGGCCGGGGCCCUGGGCAGGCCGGCGGGAGCGGCGGGGCUGGUGAAAAAGAAAACUGUCUGAUCAAAGAUCAAAGAUGCAGAGCACUUCAAAUUACCUCUGGCUGUUGUCGGACAUUCUAGGACAGGGAGCGACUGCAAAUGUUUUCCGGGGGCGACAGAAGAAAACUGGGGAUUUAUAUGCUGUCAAAGUAUUUAACAGUAUAAGUUUCCUUCGUCCUGUGGAUGUUCAGAUGCGAGAGUUUGAAGUAUUGAAGAAACUAAAUCAUAAGAACAUUGUCAAAUUGUUUGCCAUUGAGGAAGAGACAACUACUAGACACAAAGUACUAGUUAUGGAAUUUUGUCCGUGUGGGAGUUUAUACACAGUUUUAGAGGAGCCAUCUAAUGCCUUUGGUUUGCCAGAGUCUGAAUUCUUAAUUGUUUUGAGAGAUGUGGUGGCUGGGAUGAAUCAUCUCCGUGAGAAUGGAAUAGUGCACCGUGACAUCAAGCCAGGCAAUAUAAUGCGUGUUAUAGGUGAAGAUGGACAGUCUGUUUACAAACUUACAGAUUUUGGUGCUGCAAGAGAACUUGAAGAUGAUGAACAAUUUGUUUCUCUCUAUGGCACAGAAGAGUAUUUACAUCCUGAUAUGUAUGAGCGAGCAGUUUUGAGAAAAGAGCAUCAGAAAAAGUACGGAGCAACAGUUGAUCUGUGGAGCAUAGGGGUGACCUUUUACCAUGCUGCAACAGGGAGUUUGCCUUUCCGACCAUUUGAAGGACCUCGUAGAAACAAGGAAGUGAUGUAUAAAAUAAUCACUGGAAAGCCUUCUGGUGCUGUUUCUGGAAUACAGAAGGCAGAAAAUGGACCUAUUGAGUGGAGUUGGGAGAUGCCUAUUUCUUGUAGCCUUUCAAAGGGUCUGCAAGUACUGCUCACACCUGUCCUUGCGAAUAUUCUUGAAGCAGACCAGGAAAAAUGCUGGGGAUUUGACCAGUUUUUUGCAGAGACGAGUGACGUACUGCACCGAAUAAUAAUCCACAUCUUUUCAUUACAGCAGAUGACCUUGCACAAAGUUUAUAUUCACAGUUAUAAUACAGCUGCUAUAUUUCAUGAGUUGGUCUACAAACAGACAAAAAUACCAUCUCAGAAUCAAGAACUGAUAUAUGAAGGUCGGCGCUUAAUACUAGAGCCUGGCAGAUUGGCACAGCACUUCCCCAGAACAACUGAGGAGAAUCCUAUCUUUGUAGUAAGCAGGGAGGCUGUGAACAUUGUUGGAUUAAUCUAUGAAGAAGUUUUACUUCCUAAAGUACAUCAACGUUACGAUUUGGAUGGGGAUGCCAGUAUGGCUAAAGCUGUGACAGGUAUUGUAUGUUAUGCCUGUAGAGUUGCCAGUUCUUUGCUACUUUACCAGGAGCUGAUGCGAAAAGGAAUUCGAUGGCUAAUUGAAAUAAUCAAGGAUGAUUACAAUGAAAUGGUUCAUAAAAAGGCAGAGAUUGUCAUCAGGUUGGAUUUCUGCAGCAGAAACAUUGAGAAAGCUGAAAAAAUAUAUGAGAAUUUGAUGCAGAUCAACUUGGAAGCAUCAGAAGUGGAUGAAAUUUCAGAGAUACACACAAAACUCUUGCGUCUCUCCAGCUCUCAGGGCACCAUAGAAACUAGUCUGCAAGAUAUCAAAACCAAACUUUCUCCUGGUGGUUUACUGGCUGACACUUGGGCAAAUCAGGAAGGCAUGCAUCCAAAAGACAGAAAUCCAGAAAGGCUGCAGGCACUGCUGUCUUCCAUCACAGACAUCUACUAUCAGUUCAAAAAAGACAAAGCAGAACGAAGGCUUCCUUAUAAUGAAGAACAAAUACACAAGUUUGACAAGCAGAAGCUGUAUUUGCAUGCUACAAAAGCCAUAGCUCUUUUCAAAGAUGAAUGUGUCAGCAAGUAUGAUACAUUUUUGGACAAAGCUGAGGACUGGACAAGGCAAGCUAUUGAUUUCUUUAAUAUUUGGCAAUGUUCAUUGUACCACUUUUAUAUAAGCAGCUCUCAAAAGAAAACUCUUUCUUUUAGGAAGAUGCUACACACAAGGAAGCAGUUACUGGCUCUCACCAACCAGUGUUUUGGUAUUGAAGAAGAGGUGUCCAAAUACCAGGAUUAUAUAAAUGAGUUGCAAGAUGCCCUGCCACAGAAAAUGUUUGCAGCUUCUAGUGGGAUGAAACAUACAAUGAAUACAGUCUAUCCAAGCUCAAACACAUUAGUAGAAAUGACUCUUGGGAUGAAGAAACUCAAGGAGGAAAUGGAAGGUGUUGUUAAAGAGCUGGCUGAAAAUAAUCACAUUUUGGAAAGAUUUGGUGCUUUGACUAUGGAUGGUGGCCUGCGGAACGUGGACUGUAUCUAGCUUCCAAAGGAUCUGAAGAGGACUUGUACAUUUUUUUUCAAAGGGAAAAAAAAUACUGUUGGGACAGUUAAAAGCAGAUAAUAAAUCUGUAUCCAGGAUUUUUUUUUCCUUCAACAACUGUAAUAUUAAAGAAAAUGUAAAUAUGUAUAAUAUGUAAAUACAAAAGAAAUAUAUAUCUUUUCUUGAUCACUUUUAGGAUAGAAUAACUUCUGGCAGGGAAUUGAGCCCCUUGGAGGAUCUCUGAAGAGUCCUAAAGGGAAAAGUAUUGUUGAUGAAACUGAUAUUUGUCUACUUUGAAUAUUGCCCUUUUUUUCAGAAUGCAAUUUAGUCUUCAUUGCAAGAGGACUUGUAGUACUCCAAAACGCCCUUGUAUAAAGGGUAUUUUGGAUUUCCUUCAAUGACCACUGUUAUAUAGGAGUCUAGCUGAAUGACUUUGAUCAUCACAGAACAUGAUGAAUGUUUUAAAUGAGAUGUUUUUAAAUGAGUGUCAGUAGGGACUAAGAGUGCAGAUAGGACAGAAUAGAAAUGCAUUUCUCUUUCCUUCACAUCCAAACUGUUAGUUCACUUCUACUUGAGAAAGCAAAUUCGCAAUAUUUUUUUAAGUUCUCUGAAUAUUUGGUGCCAUGUUGUCUGUAACCAUUUGACUGCUUAGUAUAUGGAAGUUUUGCACUCCAGCUUGUCAGAAUGAAUGUAAAAAUUCAUUUUUUUGGAGUACAGCAUUUUCAGACUUUCCCUGAAAUCUUGUUGCUCACCACAACAGUGGGUACUUAAAACAGCUUCUUAAUCUUAUUUGCAAGUAUAAUUUUUUUAAAAGGUUAAAAAUUUGGUAUGAGAAGAACUUGUGUGCAGUCAGUAGACUGGAUAGUAUCAGACCUCAGUAGUAAUUGGAUAGUGGAAAAUAAGGUACCAGUCUAGAUCUUGAAAAUGGAUCACUCCCACUGCUGCCUUAAAACUAUAGGUACCAAACUUUAAUGGAAGAUUUAGUAAGAGUAUAUUUAUUUUCCAGCACCAGUAGUUACUUCUUUCAGUACUACAUGACUGGGAUGCAGAGAUGCAGAGUGAAACAUUUUGCUCCAGAAUACAUAGGAGAAAGAGAACAGGAAAACAAAAAUUCUGGAAACAUCCCUUUGUUUGGGUACUACAGAUGUACAUACUUGUUUCAGAUGAGCCUGCAAAUAUUACAGAACUCAUUCCUUCUUUGUGGAAACCUGGCCAUGGAUGUUCAGUGAAGUCCAAUAGCACUUCUCAUUGCUGCAUUACACCUGUAAGAGCUUGACCAGCUGUAUUUAGAAUUUUCCGUAAUUAUUGGUGGAAUAUUUAGGUGUAAACAAAACAACAUCAACCAGUGAUGACAUCUGGUAGUUUUGUGGUGCUGAUUCCCUGCUUAUCUGUCCAAAACAUUUUCAUUUCUUUUUUAGACGAUAUUUGGAGAGAAACUUAGGAAAUUCAUAAAUGACUGUUUCAUUUUAAAAGAAAAGGAAAUUUGCUUGCCUUGAUUUCCAAGACCUGCAUUCCAGUGUUCUUGGUGAGAAUCAAAAAAGGGAAUUCAAACAUUUUUACACUUAUGUGAGCAGCUCAGCUUCUGUCUCUGUCACUCAAAAAAUCUAGCUAUGCAAAAGGAGUGCAGCAGUUUGUCACAUCUUUUCUGGCGUUCCUAACAAUUUUUAAUUACUGGAAUUAUGUCUAACUGGAAUGUUUUAAUGCCUGCUUGUACAUUUGUUCAUUCACAUCCACUCAUCUCACUGAGUAUCAGUAAAACACAUGAAUAAAUGUUGAAAGAAUUGCGUGCUCUAGAUGUGCAUAAACUGUAUUUUUUUCCCAGCAUUUUAACACUUCAUUGUUUCAAAGUUCUUAAUCUUGAAAGAAAUCAAAUGCUAGGUGGAAUAUAUAAUUUUCAACUUCCUUAUACUGAAGCAGUCUGAAAAAGAAAAUUAAUUGUAGUAAAAGUAUAGUCUGUAUGUUGAAAUAUGUGCAGAUUUAUUUUACAUGUUUGAAAAUUUUUUGUUACUUUUUAUGUUCAUUUUGAACAUGGCUGGCUUUAGUUUGCUGAAUACAUCAGUAAUGUUAAUCAUGUUAAAAUUUCUUUUUCUAAAGCAAUUUUAACGAAGCAGUAGCUAAGGAACUCUAAGUAAUCAGUUCAUAAUCUUCUGAUUACAUUAUUAUGAAGCAAAUAAUUUUUCAAGUCAAAGCAUAGUGUACGGUACCAUCAACUUUUUGCUCAAACUAAGUGUCCUGAUGCUAUGAAUCUUGCUAUUGAUUUGCCAAAAUAAGUAAUAGAAAGUAAUAUAUGGUUCUUCUUCCUGAAGCUGGUUUACUGGUUUGGGGGGUUUAGCUGAAUAUAUUAAUUAUCUGUUACUUGAACAAACCUGUCUUCAUAUGAAUUGUGUAAAUGCAUGAGUGAACACUUUAAUGACAUAAAUACAUCAUCAACCACUUAUUGUA